AAAAGGCUUUUGCCACUGUGCCAGCACAUUUCUUACUAAUACAUCUUUGCCUUUAUUCUUCUUCUUCUUGGACUGUUUCUUUUCCAAAAAAAAUUCCAAACAAAAAAUGGGAGAGAGUUUUAACAGUAAACUUCAAUGGUUUCUUCUUCUACUUUUUUUCUUCAUUUCCUUUUCAAGAUCAGCUGAUGCUUACAAGAAUUACACAGUAGGUGAUUCUUUGGGUUGGUUUGAUAAUCUUCAAAAGCCUACUGUUAAUUAUGGAAAAUGGGUUGCUGGCAAAAACUUUAGCCUUGGUGAUUUUCUCAUUUUCAACACGGACAAUAACCAUUCAGUCAUUCAAACUUACAACUUUACCACAUACAAAAGUUGUGAUUACGACAAUGCCCUAAACAACGAUACUAUACAAUGGUCAUCAACAGAUCCAUCAUCAACUUCAGUUUAUCCGGUUUCAAUUGCCGUGCCACUUCUAAAAAUUGGAACUACUUAUUUUUUCUCUGGCGAUUACGACGGCGAACAAUGCCAAAACGGUCAGAAUUUUAAAAUAAACGUGACACGUGGUCAAGGAUUAGCUCGGAGCCUCAGAAAUCCGUCUGACGACGAUUCAGAGGCUCCGAUGAGUCCGAUUUCCGGUGACGAUGAAUCGGUACCAGAUACAAUAGUUCCUGCUUCUUUUGAUCAUCCACAUGAAGUGAGUGAUGAUAGUCCUGAACCUUCAAAUUCUGUUUCACUCUCAACAUUUUCUAAGUUUUUUGGUACACAAUUAAAUCGGAUUUUUGUUGUAGUUGGUUUAGCUUUUAGUAUUUGUUGAUUAUAGGAAUUUUAAUUUUUUUUUUCUGUGUUGUAUUUACCCUUCAAUUCAUACCUAUAGUACAGAGCGUAGAGGUUUUGGCAUUAGACUAUUGAUUGUAUAAUAUCACCGUUUAUUUCUUUCAAUUGUUAACUCUAUAUUCUUUUUCAAUUUACUACAUUUUGGAGUC
This is a messenger RNA of Nicotiana tabacum (common tobacco), 977 nucleotides long. RefSeq names its product early nodulin-like protein 18. Gene Ontology annotation, cellular component: plasma membrane. The record is from RefSeq and is a predicted model, not a curated record. Gene Ontology annotation, molecular function: electron transfer activity. Lineage: Eukaryota; Viridiplantae; Streptophyta; Magnoliopsida; Solanales; Solanaceae.